Loa loa (African eye worm) is the source of this 222-nucleotide messenger RNA. RefSeq lists its product as hypothetical. The coding region runs from base 1 to 222 and encodes 73 amino acids. The transcript has 2 exons. The record is from RefSeq and is a predicted model, not a curated record. Lineage: Eukaryota; Metazoa; Nematoda; Chromadorea; Rhabditida; Onchocercidae.
AUGGCAUUAGUAUCACAUCAUACGGGAACCGGAAAUAUUGUUGCUGGACCGGCAUCAAUGUAUGCCGGACCAGGUGCUGCAGGUGCUGCAGCUGCUGCUGCUGCAUUAGCAAAAGAAUCAUCCAGACAUGGUACCACAUUGAAUGGUAAAAGUGCUGCAGCAAAAUUGCUACAAAAUUCUUAUCAUAAUGGACAUUUAUCACAGGAAAUGCUGUACAAAUGA